AUGGCAUCAGACAAGAAGAUUAGGAUUGGUAUCAACGGAUUCGGAAGGAUUGGUCGUUUGGUGGCCAGGGUUGCCCUUCAAAGGAACGAUGUUGAACUCGUUGCUAUCAACGAUCCUUUCAUCAACACUGAUUACAUGACAUAUAUGUUCAAGUAUGACACCGUUCAUGGCCAGUGGAAGCAUUUUGAUGUCAAGGUGAAGGACUCUAACACCCUUCUCUUUGGUCAGAAGCCUGUGACAGUUUUUGGUAUCAGGAACCCCGAGGAUAUUCCAUGGGGUGAGGCUGGUGCUGAUUAUAUUGUUGAGUCAACUGGUGUAUUCACUGACGAGCAGAAAGCUGCUGCUCACUUGAAGGGUGGUGCCAAAAAGGUUGUAAUUUCUGCUCCAAGCAAAGAUGCACCCAUGUUUGUUGUUGGUGUUAACGAGAAAGAAUACAAAGGGCAGACCAUUGUUUCCAAUGCUAGCUGCACUACCAAUUGCCUUGCUCCCCUCGCCAAGGUUAUCAAUGACCGAUUUGGAAUUGUUGAGGGUCUCAUGACCACUGUUCACGCCAUCACAGCUACUCAGAAGACUGUUGAUGGUCCAUCAAACAAGGAUUGGAGGGGUGGAAGAGCUGCUUCCUUCAAUAUUAUUCCCAGCAGCACUGGAGCUGCCAAGGCUGUAGGAAAAGUUCUUCCAGCACUGAAUGGCAAAUUGACUGGAAUGUCCUUCAGAGUUCCCACUGCUGAUGUUUCAGUUGUUGAUCUCACUGUUAGACUAGAAAAGCCAGCAACCUACGAGCAAAUCAAGGCUGCUAUCAAGGAGGAAUCAGAGGGCAACUUGAAGGGUAUUUUGGGUUACACUGAAGAUGAUGUUGUGUCUACUGAUUUUGUUGGUGAUAGCAGGUCUAGCAUAUUUGACGCCAAGGCCGGAAUUUCUUUGAAUGAGAACUUUGCAAAGCUUGUUUCGUGGUACGACAACGAAUGGGGUUACAGUACCCGUGUGGUCGAUUUGAUUGUCCACAUUGCAGCUUAA
Messenger RNA from Sphenostylis stenocarpa, 1014 nucleotides. Lineage: Eukaryota; Viridiplantae; Streptophyta; Magnoliopsida; Fabales; Fabaceae. The record is from the annotation of a GenBank genome assembly.